Molecule: messenger RNA, 1177 nt
Organism: Pelobates fuscus (common spadefoot toad)
Lineage: Eukaryota; Metazoa; Chordata; Amphibia; Anura; Pelobatidae
Gene: EVI2A
Product: ecotropic viral integration site 2A
Exons: 2
Coding region: 344-1024 (226 amino acids)
Cellular component (GO): membrane
Source: RefSeq, a predicted model, not a curated record
AGUAAACUCUGCCAGCAGUCGAAGCCAAGAUUGCAUCACAAAAACAAGCAAUACUUAUAACCCAAGGCAGGUUCUCUGCUUCUUUGUGAUGGUAAAUGGAGGCUAAAGCCGCAGUGCCUGAGCAAGAAUAAAUAGGAAAUGUGUCAUCUCUGUGGUUUUGUGUUCAGAGGUUCGUGUCAAGGAAACAGCAGCAAGAGAAUCUUGUGUUAUUCCGAUGCUCAACACAAACAUUUCCUGAGAACACACACCAGAAGUGUCGUUAUCUGAAUACAAAAAACUACUUGAAUUAGCAAAAAGUACACAAGGACUUCAAAUAAACAUUCUAAAGAUUUCAAGGGAUCCCAUGAUACCAACUAUGAGGAUGACGCAAUGCCAGCUGCAUUUCAUUGUAAUGGCAGUAGCAGCGAUGUUGUUCACCAGCCAUGCGCAAACAAACACUGAAUUAUUCAGCAGCAGCAAUUACACAACAACCAGUCUGCUUGGAAAUAAUGACUUUACUACAAGUAUACCAGUAAAAUUACAAGAAACUCUACCAAUUACAACAAAAGACCAAAGAUCAUCAACUAAAGAAGUUAUAAGCAGUAAAACACACACCUUGAGCAAUGACAUGUUCAGCUGUAGCACAGACAAAUAUAAACAGGGAAUAAUGAUUUGCAUUAUUAUAAUAGCAGUCCUGGUCCUUAUAUGUGCCAUUUUAAUAAUUUGCUUGGUUAUACUGGCCAACAAAGUGGCAAGACUUAAAAAUAAGUUGGCAACAUCAAAACGUCAGGCACGGAGCAAUGGUGAUUUUUUGAGUGCUUCUAGUAUCUUGUGGCCAACAACAAUGGACACCUGGCAGAAGAAAACACAAGCAGCUAAUCACAGCAUGGAUGAGAUUUCAUUGGGUGAUACAAAUAAUGCAGAAGAGAAGCACCAGCUCAUGCAAUCUUCAAAAGUAGAUGAUUCUAAAUAUUUUACAGAAGGAAAAAUCUCAACACUGGAAAAAGAUCACAAAAAUCCAGCGAACAUUAUUGUGGAAAUAUAAUAUUGACACAUUUUGUAUAGGUGAUCUUAGGUCCUGUAAGUUAAAAGAUGAACAUUUUUAUUUGCACAAUUUCUGUGUUUUUGUUGAAUCAUGAACUAUCAUUUUAUAUUUUUGAAACACAAAUGUUUGUACAUUUCAGCAAAGAUGGAAAAA